Molecule: messenger RNA, 3354 nt
Organism: Xyrichtys novacula (pearly razorfish)
Lineage: Eukaryota; Metazoa; Chordata; Actinopteri; Labriformes; Labridae
Source: the annotation of a GenBank genome assembly
AUGAUAAGAUUCAGAAGACCCACCCGCUUGCCUUUAAGUCCAAACUGUGAGCACAGUUUUUACACUAAAGAGGAGCUAAAGCCUCACCUUCAGAGGCCACCCCAAGACCCCUGGGCACCAGGUGCGAAUGGUACACCUUUCAUAUCACGGUUACUGACUCUUGAAGAGCAGAGAGAGAAACUACUGGGGUAUAAAAGAAACCAGUUCAACCAGUUUGCCAGUGAUCGCAUCUCCCUACACCGUGACUUGGGUAGUGACACCAGGCACCCAGAGUGAGUACAUCCAGGAAAUGCUGCAUAUCUUUGUUUAUGGAAUUCACACUGCUAUUAACCCUUAAUUUGGCUCUGGCAGCUGCUUGAAACAGAAGUUUCCGCGUUGUCCCAGCCUCCCAACCACAAGUGUGAUCAUAGUGUUUUACAAUGAGGCCUGGUCCACCCUACUGAGGACAGUCUACAGUGUCUUGCAUACAGCUCCUGCAGCCGUGCUCACAGAGAUCUUACUGGUGGAUGAUGCCAGCACACACGGUGAAAUUCUCUACAGUGCUGCAUGUCAAGAUGGAUAGAAUCAUUACACAAUGUUCGCAUUUGUUUUUGUUGAUUUCUUCUUCUUUAGAUCAUCUUAAGACACAGCUAGAUGAAUAUGUGCAACAGCUGAAAAUAGUACGUGUUUUGCGGCAGAGGGAGAGGAAAGGCGUAACACCAGCUCGCCUUUUAGGAGCCAAAUCUGCCAGAGGAGAAGUCCUCACUUUCCUGGAUUCCCACUGUGUGUAACCAGUGAUAAGCUGUUUCUUUUCCACAAGAUUAACUAUGAAUGUUUAAACAAAUUAACAGCUAUAUGUGCCCCACAGGUGAAUGCUUCUCAGGAUGGCUGGAGCCUCUUCUAGCUCGGAUAGCAGAAGAGCCUACCGCUGUGGUGAGCCCACAUAUCACCAGUAUUGAUAAUAACAAUCUUCAGUUUAAAAAGCCAGACCCUCUACCUUAUGGAUACAAGCGUGGAGUUUUUGAUUGGCGGCUUAUAUUCAGAUGGGAGGUCAUUCCGGCAGAAGAGAGGAUGCGAAGGAAGAAUGAGACCGAUCCUGUUAGGUAUAUGAAUGAAAAUACACAAUUUAUUUUGGGCAACUAAAUAUGUGUGGGUUAUUGGGUUUCAUCAGAGAAACAAAAUCAGCCUGCUGUUUUUAAGAGUCCACAAAUCACAUCUUGUAAAUAUUUUUCCACUCAUAUAUCAAAAAAGACUUUUUUAGGGUGUUGUUGAUGUUUAGAUAACUAUAUUGGUAGCGCCAAAUUUACUUAUGAUCAUCCUGUCUGCUUUAGUGGGUCAUACAGAGGAAUCAAAAUCUGUUCCUUCCAAUCCAGUCCUUCUCAUUACCAGCUAAAACCUCCUUGAAGAAGCUUUGGAUGUCAGGUUGCCUCACAGUAUUUCAAAGAAAUUCAGUAUAAAAGCUUGCAUUUAAAAGGUUGGAAACACAUAUUUACCAAAAAAGCAGGUCAUGUUGGUUUAUUUAGAAAAAGGCAGAAAACCUAUAAGUGAUCAAAAUAUUUCAACCAGAGCCAAAUAAAUACUCAGUUUUUUGUGGUAUAUAGUUAUGUGUAAAUGUCCAAAUCAUGGUGCGAUUCACCCCAAAUUCCUGUUUUUGUCAUAGUUUAUAUUGUUGUAUUUUCUUUUUUAUUUCAUUUAAAAAACUUAACAGAAAUCUGUUGAUUUAUUUCUGAGAUUCUUAAGUAGUUAACAAACAAGUGAUCAGAUCUUGAUCUAUUUUCAGAACUCCUACCAUUGCUGGUGGGCUCUUCUCUGUAUCUAAAUCCUACUUUGAGCAUCUUGGGACUUAUGAUGACCAGAUGGAGUUCUGGGGUGGAGAGAACCUGGAAAUGUCUUUCAGGGUAAGAACUCUCAAGUCUUUUUCAUAAUAUGUUUCCUACAGUGCGAUCUGUUUUCAGGUUUACUUUGUGUUGUGUCCUCCUCCCUGUCACAGGUCUGGCAAUGUGGAGGUCAGCUUGAGAUUCUUCCUUGCUCAGUUGUUGGACACAUUUACCGCCCACUCAACCCCCACACCUUCUCCAACAGCACUACUGUAGUCACUCGAAACCUGGUGCGGCUGGCUGAGGUCUGGAUGGACGACUACAAAUGGGUCUUCUAUCGUACAAACAGAAAGGCAGCUUCCAUUUUUGAAGAGGUGAAUAUACAGUACAGUAUAAAAAUUCAGCCAUACUUUAUUUACUUUGCAUCAUGAAACUAUUUCAUUGAAUCUGUCUUUUCUUUUGAAAUCAUCCUUAAAGAAAUCUUUUGGCGAUGUGAAGGACCGUCAAGAUCUCAGGGAGAGAUUAAAGUGCAAGACCUUCAACUGGUACCUGAACAACAUUUACCCAGAGGCCUACAUUCCUGACAUCAGGCCUGUCAGAUAUGGACAGGUAAACUUAUGUAACUCCUGUAGCAUUUAUCUGCGGAAGAACAUCAAGACAGAGGUGUGAAAUUAUCUUUCUGUUUAAUAAUUUUUUCCUGCAGCUGGAAAACAUUGGUCAAGAUUGUGCCCUGGAUGCAGAGCUUACGUAUAACCCAUGGGAUCCGGUUCACAAUUUUGAAUGUAGCAGCGACAUUGAAACGCAGGUAUGCUAAAUCAGAUAUCCAUCAACCUGUGAGUCAGAGAAAUCCGUAUCACGCCUUUGCCUCUGUUGACUAAAUCAUACUUUCAAUUUACCUGUAAAAUGUCAGAGAUCCCUCAUGUUGGUAUGACCCACAAUGGAACAGAUUCUUGUGUUGGUUUAAAACAGACAUGGUUUUGGAAAUUUGCCAACAAAGCUGUCAAUCUGUCAUCUUUAUCACAUCUUAUUAUUGAAACCAAAAUUAACUCUUGAACAUGAAUCAAUAGUAGUGAUAUUUUUCCCUAUAAACUGAGUUACUAUGCCUGUUUCUUGCAGUAUUUUGAGCACACAUCACAGCAGGAGCUGAGGCUCAGCUCUGCCAUUGAUUUGUGUCUAAAUGUGAGCCCUGGGAGAACCUACGUGUCUCUUAAAUUCUGCCAACUGAAGGGGAAAGGAACCACAGCAGCCCCUGAGCAAAUGUGGAUCUACACAAAGGUACUUUCAAAAGAAUUUCUACAUCACCUUAAACUAUGGAGCAACAGCUGUCACAACACUGCAAGCCUCACAAGGAAAUGCUUCAUUUCUUUUUCCUCAUUUUCUUUUCUGUGUCACUCCUGCAACCCUCUAAAAUCAGCUUUACUAUUUGUAUUGUUGUUGUUUUCAGAGAACCCAGUUGAUGAACCCGCUAUCAGGAAAGUGUUUGACCGUCUCAGCGGGAAUGGUGCUUCUGAGCACUUGCAAAUCACGCAGCAAAAGCCUAAAGUGGAUCUUCAACUGA